Molecule: messenger RNA, 4344 nt
Organism: Procambarus clarkii (red swamp crayfish)
Lineage: Eukaryota; Metazoa; Arthropoda; Malacostraca; Decapoda; Cambaridae
Product: protein glass
Biological process (GO): regulation of DNA-templated transcription
Molecular function (GO): RNA polymerase II cis-regulatory region sequence-specific DNA binding; DNA-binding transcription factor activity, RNA polymerase II-specific
Source: RefSeq, a predicted model, not a curated record
CGGGACGCUAGCGAGUGGAUGGUGCGGUCCGCGGCUCGAGUGCACACACACACACACGCACGCACACAUACACACGCGCGUGCCACUCGCAGGAGACUUAACAAAUCGCACUCAGGAGUCAGCUGGUGGUGCCCUUCGUCUGGCCGUCUUGUGCAGGUCAGGUGUCCUUGGAGAGGCGGGCCGCCAGCUUAGGCCGACUCACAGAAAACGGUGGUGCUCAGUGCUGGGCCGAGAGCGCGCCAAAACGGAGGCAGCGCCCGCCGAGAGCGCACGUGUGCCGCUCGCUUCCUCAGUUGCUCCUGGUCUUCUGUAACACGUGCACUCGCCAGGUCCUAGUGAUGAUCCGGCCAAGAGCAGUCCGAGGCCGGCUCCCCGUGGGGCGUAGCUAGCCAUGGCGAGCGGGUCGCACCAUUGCAAGGACUGCGGCUUGUACUUUGAGAGCGCGCGGUCCCUCGAAGUGCACCUUCAGUAUCACAAGGAAAACCUCAUGAACAUGUGGAUGGGCAGUGAUGAGCGUGGACGUGAGGGUGGUGCGCCGGCACCCUCACCUGUGCAAGGUGAUCUGACGCCCUUGGGAGUGAGCAGCAGUGAGGGGGGUUUAGUGAGCAGUUCAGUGCAGAGUAUUAAUGCUGGAGUCGGCUCCAGCUCCUUCAGUGUGCCAUCACCAAUGCAGUACGAGUACAAGAUGUCUCCAGGUAUGCAGUCUCCGCAGGGAGGUGUUGUGCCUCAGGGCCCUCCCUCAGGGCACGGCCUCACGGUCGGCUUCCCUCAGCAGUCGCCCGGAGGCUUCUAUCCAGACUUCGGCCAGCAGCAUCUACACCAACCACAACAGUUUGGUGGGUACCAGAUAGGAGGGUUUCUCAAUGGUAGCUUCGAUGACGGUUUCUACGGACGGGGGGCAAACACUGCCCCAAGGUUUCACCCCUACAUGGGUCGGUCUCCGGCGCCGACGCCCUCUCCUGGCAACCCUCACACAGAUAUCAAGGAGGAGAUGCCGACAGCAGACACGCCGGAGAUCCUCGACCUGGACUCGCAGAAGGUGCUGGGCAGCAGUGGCAUCCCACAGCAAUCUCAGCCACAGCAGCCGGGGCCGCUGCCGCCCAUGUGGCGACCUCAUGAGCAAUUUCCUUCUCCGAGCGGGUUGUCCAUGAGUGGCCUCCCGCCCCUACCGCAGGCGGGCUACCCUGGGCCUCCUGCUCCUCCCCAGCACAUCCCCGGACUGGGUGGAGGAGGCGGCGGCAGCUCCUACCUCUCGGGCGGCGGGGGCAGCAUGGGCGGCUACCACCCGCAGGGGAUGACCACCACGCCCCAAGCCAUGAGCAGCCCCAGCAGCAUGUCCAGUAGCAUGCCCAGCAGCAUGUCUAGCAGCAUGUCCAGCAGCAUGUUUGGUGCUCCGCCACAGUCCCCGCGAGAGUCUGCUCCUCCUUCAGAAUUCGCUUCCAACGUCAAAAGGCCGAAAAGCUUCAAAUGUGAAGACUGCAAUAAAUGGUUCACGAGUCACGGGCACCUCAAGCGGCACUACAACACCACGCUACACAAGAACAUGACCAAGAACAACAGUAACAACGCCAACAGGUCCACGCCGGACCCCACCAGGCCGCCCAUACUCUCCCCGGGCGCCAAGAGCAUAGGGGAAGCCUCCAACCUCUCCAGCCAGGACGAGGAGAGCAACCUGUCUGCCGCAGACGCCUUGGAUACGCCGCCGCCCCCUCCCAUGCAGCAGCCUCCGCCUGCAUACAACCCACCAACAUCCUUAUCAGGGUACCAGCCUCCAGGCGUCCCAGGGCCCUCACAGGGGCUCCAUCCUGCGCAACAGUUCGGUCAAGCACAACACUACCUAGGGGGAGAACAGCCCCCGACGGCACCCACGCUAUACCACGGCCACUUCAGCACCAACCCGACGGGGUUUGGUAGUCAACCUCCAGCUUCUAUGGGGGGUGGUCCCCCUUUUUACCCCGGCAGCGGGAACAACAGUUUCGGUGGUUAUCAGUCGCAGGGGGGCCUCCAGGGCCCGGGGUUUCAUUCCAUGAAUGAUUUCCCCGGGCCGAGCCUGGAUGGCUUUAGCAGUUUCAAGCUUGAGAGUGAGCACGGAGCGAGCGCCAUGUCUCGCUCCCCGGAGCCAGCAGGGGGCGACACCGGGUCCGAGGCUUCCAUGGACUCCAGCGAGUCCGGCGGCACAAGCACAAGUGUCAGCACCGAGGGUUCCUUCAGGUGCCAGGACUGCGGCAAGUUGUUCAACCGCAUGUGUUACUUGACGCAACACCGGACAACCUACCACGAGGGUGAGAAGCCUUUCAAGUGCGGCACUUGUGGCAAACGUUUUCCUGACGAGCUGACGUUCAACGACCACCAGAGCAAGCACGCGGGAGACAAGCCCUACAAGUGUGAAGUGUGUCCCAAGCAGUUCAACCACAAGACUGACCUGCGCCGCCACAUGUGCCUCCACACCGGAGAAAAACCCUUCACGUGUGAGCAGUGCGGUAAAGGGUUCAUCAGGAAGGACCACAUGCUCAAGCACUUCCAGACGCACCGCAAGAAAGCCAUGGCGGCCGCUGCUUCCGCCACCCCCUCCCACCCUCCCCAGGGGCCUCCCAUGAGCCAUGGUCCACCAGGCUUCCCGGGACACCACCCGGGCCACCGCCCAGGUGUCCCACACGGUGCCAUGGCCCACCCUGGUCACGGUCCUCCUGGCCACCCAGGCCACCCUCCACACGUGGUGGCUCCUCAAGUUUACUGAUGAUGGCCUAGCUGUGGCCCCGGAGUGGGCGGCGUGUACCCCUGUGGGUGACCUGGCCGCACACGCCCGCGCCCGUCUUCCGCCGGUGCUGAGUUCCUGUGGCCGCCACGCCCCGCAUCUACCUCACGCGGCUUCCGCCGCCCUGUGAUACCGCGCCAACAUUCCAUGCCGCGGGCGGCCGCCCAUGUGCCAUACUGACCCCGCCGCCCCUCGGGUGGCAAGGGUCGCCCCGGCUCGGCCCCGUGCCUCGCGUUCCGUGCCUGAGGCCUCCAUUACCUCGCAUCAUGUCCUCAUCUUACUGUGAAACACACCCGCUCAGAGGCUCGUGGUCGCCAGUGUGCAGGGAAGUGACGAUACCUGUAUCAGUAUUGUUGUGGCCGCCGCCCGGGUGAGCUGACCCGCGCGACCCUCACCUCCUACCUCACACACCCCCCCCCCUCACCCCAACAACUAUCUCCAUUUCCAAACUGUACACGAUGGACGGUAGAGCGACGGUCUUGCUUCGUGCAGGUCGGCGUUCAAUCCCCGACCGUCCAAGUGGUUGGGUACCACUCCUUCCCCCAAUCCCAUCCCAAAUCCUUAUCCUGACCCCUUCCAAGUGCUAUAUAUGGUAGUAAAGGCUUGGCGAUUUCCCCUGAAAAUUCCCUCCCCCAACCAUCACACCUUCUGCCACUUGCCUCUGAUCAAGCAUCAGACUCAACCAAUUGUUUCAUCAUUCAUCUCUCGCACCGACUUACCUGUCUCGUGCUCCCUUCCCCUCCCCUGCCCUCCCCAGAGACCAUUCCCUCCGCUGACCUGACGGUGGGGACCUCGCCUUGUCCGGGGUCUGGUGUGACCCCCACCAACCACCGCCUACAGAGAGUGAAGGUGUCGAGAGGUGGCGUCUUAGAGGCUUGGUGGGGAAGUGAUGGUGGUGGAGCAACAACCCGGGCGCCACCAGCUAGAACGGUUACACAUACAAUACCUCAGAAUACUCGGUAUACCUCAGCGUGUGUCAAAACUUAUGCACAAAACCUAACAGGGUUAGUAAUAUGCAAGUGAUAAUAUGCUACUUGGUGUCAUGGUGACGUGAAAGUGAUCUUGGUGUAACGGUUCAGCCCGCCUCUUUCGCUCGACCAGAUUGUGAAGCCAUUUUGGCUCUUUAUUAUUUUUACAUGAUGAUUAGCGGUCUGUACCCCCUUGGUGUCUGUGUCAACGCGCCAACAAACACGCCCCACCCCCCUACUCUCUCCUCCCCCCUCAUAAUUUGAUUUUAAUAUUAUCAAUUUGUUAUGAAUUAUCAAUUUCAUCCAAUUGUUUCGAUUGUAUUUAAGUUCGUUUGGUGGUCUAGAUGGCCAGCAGACGAGCCUAUUUUAUUGGUCUACCUCAUUGGCCUGAAAUUAAUGAAAGACAAUUAUGUUAUUAGACUUUUAUCCCCUUAGUUGGUGUCUAAGGCUGUUAUCCAGUUGUGUUGAGGGUGCCGAGGGCCAUCUUGUAUAUCAUUACCGUUAAUGUUAUAAUAAUGAAACUCAAAUUUAGACCUUAGUGAUAUUGACUUUAGACAUUAAUAAUGCCAUUUGUGUUACGGAUUUUAGAUUUCUUUUUAAGAAUAAAGACUAGUUUUUGUA